Messenger RNA from Neodiprion virginianus, 1007 nucleotides. RefSeq names its product protein lin-7 homolog C-like. Gene Ontology annotation, molecular function: protein binding. The record is from RefSeq and is a predicted model, not a curated record. The transcript is spliced from 5 exons. Gene Ontology annotation, biological process: protein localization to basolateral plasma membrane; neurotransmitter secretion; maintenance of epithelial cell apical/basal polarity. Lineage: Eukaryota; Metazoa; Arthropoda; Insecta; Hymenoptera; Diprionidae. Bases 223 to 825 code for a protein of 200 amino acids. Gene Ontology annotation, cellular component: synapse; cell-cell junction; basolateral plasma membrane.
UCGGAGCUCCACCUAUCGGCUCUCGUCAAAGGCGUCAUAAUUGUCAGAAUCGGGACAGUGUUCGAUAAUUAUUGUUGUGGAAUUUGGAAUACUCCCAGCAGAGUUAUUGAUGGAGCGAGAACAUUGUUGGUGAAAGUUGAGAAAAAAAUACUGAGUGAUCAUUGCGGAGAACAAAGAUAGUAAUUAUCAUAUUAGAAAUAUUUGUACUCUCGCUUAACAGCCAUGGCAACGAUUGGGGAACCUCUCACAUUAGCCAGGGAUGUCAAAAGAUCGAUCGAACUCCUCGACAAACUACAGAAAAGUGGUGAAGUACCGGCUACAAAGUUAGCAGCUCUGCAGAAGGUACUACAAAGCGACUUUCUCAAUGCAGUAAGAGAAGUCUAUGAACACGUGUAUGAGACUGUUGAUAUUCAGGGUUCUCAAGAUGUGCGUGCUUCCGCCACAGCCAAGGCGACUGUGGCUGCUUUUGCGGCAAGUGAAGGACAUGCCCAUCCGCGAGUUGUUGAAUUACCGAAAACAGAGGAGGGUCUUGGAUUCAAUGUGAUGGGAGGAAAAGAGCAAAAUUCACCUGUAUAUAUAUCUCGAAUUAUUCCAGGAGGUGUGGCCGACAGACAUGGUGGUUUGAAACGUGGUGACCAGUUACUGUCUGUUAAUGGCGUGUGUAUUGAAGGCGAAAAUCAUGAGACAGCUGUGGAAUCGCUGAAACAAGCCCAAAACUCGGUGAAGUUAGUUGUUCGCUAUACUCCUCGUCUUUUGGAGGAAAUGGAAUUGCGGUUUGAUAAACAUGCGCACCAAACUGCACGUAGACGUCAACGUGUGCAGUAGACUGCAAUGAUUAUUUUUAUCACUACAUAUAUAUAUAGAAUUUAUGAAUAACUGAUAUAGAUACAAUGUAAUGUUACUUAUAUUAAUUAUUAUAGUUUUAAGCGACAAAUUAAUAUCUGGCUUAAUUAUCUUGUAAUUCAUCACCUAGAAAUAACUUCUGUAUGACCAUCUCUCGUAAGAAC